Xenia sp. Carnegie-2017 is the source of this 1702-nucleotide messenger RNA. Its product is annotated as SNF-related serine/threonine-protein kinase-like. Gene Ontology annotation, biological process: protein phosphorylation; intracellular signal transduction; microtubule cytoskeleton organization. Gene Ontology annotation, molecular function: tau-protein kinase activity; protein serine/threonine kinase activity; ATP binding. Bases 23 to 1702 code for a protein of 559 amino acids. The transcript is spliced from 5 exons. Gene Ontology annotation, cellular component: cytoplasm. NCBI's taxonomy places the organism in Eukaryota, Metazoa, Cnidaria, Anthozoa, Malacalcyonacea, Xeniidae. The record is from RefSeq and is a predicted model, not a curated record.
UCGCUCGGAUUUGAAGCAGAAAAUGGCGAAAUUUACGCGACAAUCUCGCUGGGGAGAGAGCAACAUAGCUGGUAUGUACGACCUGGAAGAACGCUUAGGAUCUGGACAUUUCGCUGAAGUGAAACUAGCUAGACAUGUAUUUACAGGAGAAAGAGUGGCUGUUAAAGUUAUUGAUAAGUUAAAACUUGAUGAAACAGCAAAGCAACAUUUGUAUCAAGAAGUUCGCUGUAUGAAACUUGUACAACAUCCGAAUAUUGUACGUUUGUAUGAGGUUAUUGACACAAAAAGCAAGUUAUAUCUCGUUCAGGAAUUGGGUGACGGUGGAGAUAUGUAUGAUUAUAUCAUGAAACACGAAGGUGGACUGUCAGAAGAAAAAGCAAGGCGUUAUUUUCGUCAAAUAUUACAAGCUAUAGAUUAUUGUCAUAAACUUUUUGUCGUACAUAGAGAUUUAAAACCUGAAAACGUCAUUUUUUUUAAGAAGCAUGAUAUAGCAAAGCUUACUGACUUUGGAUUUUCUAAUAUAUUUAUGCCGGGUACAAAAUUACAGACUUCUUGUGGCUCUUUAGCUUACUCCGCACCAGAAAUUUUACUUGGAGACUCGUAUGAUGCUCCUGCUGUUGAUGUUUGGAGUCUUGGAGUAAUUUUGUACAUGAUGGUUAUUGGAAAGGCGCCAUUCUAUGAGGCAAAUGAAAGUGAAACACUGACAAUGAUUUUAGAUUGUAAAUUUCAUAUUCCAGACCAUGUGUCCCCAGAUUGUCAAAGCCUCAUUUCUAGAAUGAUUGUGCGUGAUGUUUCCAAGAGGGCAUCCCUUGAGGAAAUUAUUGGUGAUUCUUGGGUCCAUGGGAAUAAUGGCCCAGUCACUGUCACUUCCAUUCCUUUGUCUAAACAAGUAACAUUAGCUGCAGAUCAACAUAAUGAGAUUGUGGAAAAAAUGAAGCUUGGAAACAUAGCCGAUGAUGAUUUAAUCACACAGUGUUUAGAAUCAGGUUCAUAUAAUCAUAUUUCUGCAACAUAUUACUUAUUGGCUGAGCAAGUCUUGAGACAUUGGCACAAAACAAGACAAUCCCCUUCUCAGUUAUCCAAUGAGGAAAAAUGCAGAAAGGCAAUGGUUUUGAAAAGGCAAAGUCUGCCACAAGUAAGUAUUUCUAAUGACAUUAAGGCCGACAUAAAGUCAGUUCAAGAUCUUCCUGUGAAUGAUGAAAAUGAGGAUAUUGAUUUAAAUCUUAUUACAAGUAAACUACGAUAUCAUUCAAGUGAAUCUAUAUAUGAUGACGUUAAAAAUUCUGAAGUAGAUAAAUCAUGUGAAGACAAUGUAGUUUCAAUAUCUCUCCCAAUGAACAAGAGAAAACCAUUUCAAAAGAGACGUGUAGCUAAAGUAAAGAGUACUCCAGCAUUUUUAAAUCAAAUAUCGGAGGAAAGAGACUCGGAUUUAGACGAUAGUCCUCGUGCCUCACCUCGUUUACGUCGAUCGUCCCGUCGACCAUUAAAUCAAGUAAUGACACGUCGUACAUCGCCAGCACAAUCUGUGAUAGGAAGACAAUCAUCAAGUCAUAGUAGCAGUUCUGAAGAUGAUGCCGGUGAUCUUGAUAAGAAAAUGAGAAGAUUAACUACUGAAAAGUCGUCAAGAAGAUCCCCUAAACGACGAAGUGAUGAUGAGGAUGACGAGAGAACAUGUGAGGAUAACAAAAGUGUAAUGUGUUAA